AUCACAGAGCUUCAGGUUCACAAAGAGACUGGAAGAGAGUCAGAGUCAAGAGAUCAAGAGAAAAAGCCCCAAAUCAAGGGAGUCCCCAAAACUUCGAACCACGGAAGACACAGAGAUUGUGAAGAGAAAAAGUGGUAACAUUCCUCCUCCAACAUGGCGAGUGGUCUUUCCAUGCGAGCCCCAGUCUGCUUAAUUGAGAACAGUAAUGGGCAAUUCAUGGUGAAGCAGGAAGCACUGCAGGUCCUUACUACAGUUACCCAGCCUGUGGUGGUGGUGGCAAUUGUGGGACUCUAUCGCACUGGAAAAUCCUACCUGAUGAACAAGCUGGCAGGGCAGAAAACUGGUUUCUCCCUUGGCUCUACAGUGCAGUCUCACACCAAGGGCAUCUGGAUGUGGUGUGUUCCUCAUCCCAAGAAGCCAAAUCACACCCUCAUUCUUCUGGACACUGAGGGGCUGGGCGAUGUCGAGAAGGGUGACAACAAGAACGACACCUGGAUCUUUGCCCUGGCCGUGCUACUGAGCAGCACUUUUGUCUACAACAGCAUGCGCACCAUCAACCAGCAGGCCAUGGACCAGCUUCACUAUGUGACAGAGCUGACAGAUAAAAUCAAGGCAAAAUCCUCCCCCAGCACUGAACAGAUAAAUGACUCCAUGGAAUUUGCGAGCCUCUUUCCAGACUUUGUGUGGACUGUGCGUGAUUUCUUCUUGGACUUGGAAAUCGAUGGGCAGCCCAUCACCUCUGAUCAGUACCUUGACAAUGCCCUGAAACUAAAGAAAGGUACCAGUGAAGAAGCCAGACUGUGUAUCCAGAAGUUCUUUCUAAACAGGAAAUGCUUUGUAUUUGCCCCACCUGCUCCUACAAAGAAGCUCAAACAUCUCGAGAAACUUCAUGAUGAUGAACUUGAUGUGGACUUUGUGGAAAGUACUAAAAACUUCUGCAAUUACAUCUUCAGUGACGCUAAGGCCAAGGCUCUCCCAGGAGGUGGCGUGGUCAAUGGCCCCCGUCUAGGACACCUGGUCCUGACCUACACUGAGGCCAUCACCAAUGGAGAUAUUCCCUGUAUGGAGAAUACAGUCCUGGCACUGGCUGAGCUAGAGAACUCAGCUGCAGUUCAAAGGGCCAUUACAUUGUAUGAAGAAAUGAUGAGAAAGGAGGUCCACCUCCCCACAGAAACCAUUCAAGAACUGUUGGACAUAAAUGUCAUCUGUAAGAAGGAAGCCAUUCAAGUCUUCAUCAAGGACUCCUUCAAGGAUGUGAACCAGAAAUUCCAAAAAUCACUGGAGACUGAGCUAGAAGCCAAGCUAGAAGACUUCUGUAAACAAAAUGAAAGAAAGUCCCUAGAGCGGUGCAGAGCUUUGCUUCAGGAUAUAUUCAGUCCUCUGGAGGAAUCAGUGAAGCAGAAUACCUUCCAUAAACCAGGGGGCUAUGGCAUCUUCCUUCAGAAGAAACAAGAGCUCAUAGAGAAGUACAACCAGCAGCCCAAGAAGGGGAUCCAGGCAGGCAAAGCACUGGAAGAAUACCUGAAGUCAAAGGAAACUGUAGCUGCUGCAAUUAACCAGGCAGACCAAACCCUUACGGCAAAAGAAAAAGAGAUCAAAGAGCAACAGAGGAAAGCAGAAGCUGCAGCAGCUGCUGCAAGAGAGAUGGAAAUACUGCAAAAGAGGCAGGAGCAGAUGAAGCUGGAAAAUGAAAUGAGACAACAAGAACAUCUAAGGCAAAUGGCUGCCCAGAGGGAAGCCGAGAGGAGGAGGGUGUUGAAAGAGCAAGAGAGAGAGCAGGCUAGGAGACUACAGGAACAAGCACGAUUACUCCAGGAACAGCAAAUGAGGGAAAUUGCUGAACAACAACGUCAGAUCCAGAAUUUGCAGGCCCAAGUUCAUAACUAUGAAUCAGGAACUGACUGUAUUAUAUUGUGAAGAGAAGAGCUUCCUCAUCUUACUCACCCAAAACUGCAGGGUUAUCUAAAUGAGAAAUGUUUAACCUUGGGACAGUGCACAAGAGACUCAGCUUGCUGAAAUAAUAAUAGAAUUGUACAAUUGUAUAACCAAAGGAAUCUCAGAAAGCAUUUGUCAAAUCCUGACACAAAGGAUAUGUAUUUUUUACAAUAUCCCUGACCAGUAAGUGGUCAUUCAGCCCCAGCUCAAAGGCCUCCCCCCCCCCCCAGAAUGGGGAAUUCACUCCCUUUAUAGGUAAGGUAUCCUGUUCCACUUUUGGUCAUCCCUCUCUGUUCAGAGGUCUUUCCUUAGCAGGAGCCAGGAGCCAUCCCUGCAAAUACCAUCUACCUGUCCUCCCUGUGAAUGAGUUCCCCUUGUCUAAUCUUCUCUUUCACAUGACAACCUUUCAACUAUUUGAAGACAACUAUAGUGAAAUAGAAACCAGAAAAGAAGACAAGAAAAAGGAGGAGGAAAGGGACAUUUGGUGGGUUGAAGCAGAGCCAACAAGAUGUUUGCUGCUUCCUGCUUUCCCAUGUGGGGAAGAUUAGUUCUCCUUAGUUCUAGAGCCUCUUUUCAUUAUGUAUAUAAGGAUAGGGGUUUACUUCUCAGAACUGUGCAAGCACUCUCCUUUGACACUCUUGGGAACGUCAAGAAAUCAGUUUUGUCUGCUAUAGAUUGUUGUACCUGCAUUUGCAGUUGGGCUGUCACCCCAGGACUUGAGCUUAAAUGUCUGAACAGGGGAGGCAGAGGCUGAGCAGCUGACUAGGUGGGGAGGGGAAAGAAAUGUGCCCAGUCAAUGGAUAAAGCCAGAGAAUUUGAGAGCUGUACCCAGGGGCACCAGGCCGGGCAAGGGUGAAAUAGUUGUCUUCUUGCUGGGGCCUCUGAAAGCAGAGGAGGUUGGGAUCUAGAGGUAGAGCUGAAGGAGAAAGUUGAAUUAAGCUUCAUCAUUGUGGGGACAGCAACUGAACUUCCUGUCUCAUCCAUCCUUAAGAAAGCUUACCCUGUGGGGGCUAGCAGUUGUCAUUGGGAACAAACCUACAAUUCUUGGAGAUUUGGAGAUGUGAAGGAGAAGGAUAUUGUAGGAGGGAGUCUUCCAAGGCCUUGUCCUCUCUUCCUCCUUGCCCUCCUUUUCCCCCCAUCCUCUUCUUUGUCCCUUUCUUCCUCCCCUUUUCCCCUUCUCUUUUUGUCCCUUCACUUCACUUUCUCUCUCCUCCUCCCAAAAUUUGUCCUUGAGGGCAGGGCAAAGGCUACUCCAUAUUUUCCAAAGUAUCUGUCAUUAGAAGUUGUAGGUUGAGCAAGAGGAGUUCAAAGAAACCUGGAAGGACUUGCAUGAACUGAUGAUGAGUGAGAUGAACAGAACCAGAAGAACAUUGUACACAGUAUC
Dromiciops gliroides (monito del monte) is the source of this 3319-nucleotide messenger RNA. Its product is annotated as guanylate-binding protein 1-like. The coding region runs from base 154 to 1917 and encodes 587 amino acids. The record is from RefSeq and is a predicted model, not a curated record. Gene Ontology annotation, molecular function: GTP binding; GTPase activity. The transcript has 11 exons. NCBI's taxonomy places the organism in Eukaryota, Metazoa, Chordata, Mammalia, Microbiotheria, Microbiotheriidae.